Molecule: messenger RNA, 1284 nt
Organism: [Torrubiella] hemipterigena
Lineage: Eukaryota; Fungi; Ascomycota; Sordariomycetes; Hypocreales; Clavicipitaceae
Source: the annotation of a GenBank genome assembly
AUGCACGUUCUCAUCAUUGGUGCUGGGCCAGCUGGCCUUACAAUCGCCCAAUGUCUGCGCAAAGAAGGGAUUUCUUACGAAAUCUUUGACCGAGAUCUCCAUCAAGAUGCUCGAUUUCAGGGAUAUUCUAUCUCUGUCCACACAAUUAUCCAAGACUUUGUCACACUGUUCCCUAACGAUAUGCCCGAUUUCGAACAAGCCACAAGCAACCUUUUGCCGCUUAAAAUUAACGCUCAGAUUAAUGUGCACUAUCCGAAUACAGAAAACCGUUUAGGUGUGGAGUGUGAGCCGCAUUACGCCUACAUCAGAGUGGAACGAGCUCGCCUGCGCCGAUGGCUGUUGACAAACAUUGAUGUUCAAUGGAAUAAACAUGCAGUCGAGUUUCAUCAUGAUGACCACGGAGCUACGGUCAAAUUCAAGGAUGGUACAGUCGCUACAGGAGACUUUCUCAUUGCAGGUGACGGUGCAAACAGUAAAAUUCGAGAGCAUCUCCUGGGGCGUCCAAACAGCGAAACACUUCGAUCAUGCCCCAUUUCCACCAUUUCGGGUGAAAUGGAGCUUUCUGGGGAGGCAUUCCGACGACAGCUCGAACUAUCGCACAGCGCCUACAACUCCGUCAGCGACAAUCCACGGUUUGUGAUGUUACAUGGGAUUCACUAUGUGUACCCCGAUGGCUGCUCUGGUAAUUUCUACUGGGAUUAUUUUGAGGAAGACGACACGGUGGACGACCCUAACCAUUGGUUGAGAACGGCAACACAACAGGAAAAGCUGGACUAUGUCUUGGGUAAAGUCCACUCGAGUUUCCCACCGCGGCUUUGUGAAGCCAUAGAAUUAACGCCAGUGGAGGGCAUGGUGAAGAAGUACCAUCUUUGGAAGGAUAUCCGCCCUGAAAAUCUACCCAACGGACGAUGCAUUCUUGUGGGCGACUCCGCACAUGUCAUGGCGCCGUUUCGAGGCCUUGGAGGAUUCAAUGCCUUUACUGAUGCUUUGAAUUUAUCCCGAGGUUUAAUCAAACUCCAUCACUCGGGUAAUGAAGACGACCUCAAAGAAGUUGAGAAGACGGUUGGCGUCUACAAUGAGGAAAUGAUGCGCCGCGGGCAGGCUGCUGUGGAUCGGUCAAGAGCAGGUACUACUGACGCAAUCAAUACUGCAUGGUUUAUGCGUCUCAUUUUGAAGUGGAUUCCAUGGGCCACAACGACGUUCUUGAACUGGGGCAACCCCGGAAAUAGGCUCAAGCUGAUUCCUCGAUUGAGAGUCGAGUUGCCAAGCGAUUCAGCUUCUUAG